This is a messenger RNA of Nerophis lumbriciformis (worm pipefish), 435 nucleotides long. NCBI's taxonomy places the organism in Eukaryota, Metazoa, Chordata, Actinopteri, Syngnathiformes, Syngnathidae. The record is from RefSeq and is a predicted model, not a curated record.
AUGAAAGCUUCAGUCACUGCAGUCCCACCCUCUGGCCUACUUCUUGUCCUGUUGUGCUGCCCUCUGCUGGGCUCGGUGCAAUCCGCCGCUAACAACAAGGCGGGCGACCAUGGACGCUUCACAUACGUGAGCAAUUCGGACCUGCAGCGCUGCAUGAGGCAUCACUUUGUGGAGACAAUCAGCCACCCCGUUUAUAAGUGCAACUCCAAGAUGGUGUUGCUGGCACGUUGCGAAGGCCACUGCGGCCAGACCACGCGCUCCGACCCGUUGAUCUCCUUCAGCUCGGUGCUUAAGCAACCCUUCAAGAGUACGUGCUCCUGCUGCCGCCCGCACACUUCCAAACUCAAGGCUGUGCGCCUGCGCUGCGCUGGCGGCACACGGAUCACGGCCACCUACCGGUACAUCCUGGCCUGCAACUGCGUGGAGUGCAGCUAA